AUGUCAGGGUCUACCACUGCUACGGUGCCGCGACAUGACUCGUCGGGAGAGCUGCCUGCGCGGGCGUCGGGCCACGCCACGUCUUGGGCAUACUCGGCGGCGACAGAGACGACCAAGCGCCGCCGAGCGGUCCAAGAGUCGGCCUCGCGCCGGGCCGCAGAAGACGCCGUCGAUGAUCCCAACUUCUUGGAGAAGGGCGAGGUCCGCGGCCUUCCGCACGUCGUCACUCCGGCCGAGCCCCAUGGCUCGUCAGCAUCGCUCCGCGUCGCCGCCAUGCUCGAGGCCCGCGCCACCCGUCACCACGACUUGCUCCGCAAGCUCGAUGCCGAACUCGAUGCCAAGACCGCCGAGCUGACCGCCGACAUGGACCGCCUGGCGCGGACGUUCAAGGCCGAGCUCGACGCCGACGACGCGCGCGUUGCCGCAGACCGCGACAAACUCUGCUCAUCUGAGCUUGCCACCCUACCCAAAAUCCAAGUCGAGCGGCUGGCUGAGACCUACCGCGCGCUCACUGCCAAGCGUCGGCACCAGGCUGCCAUGACCACCACGGCCAUGCGCGAGAGCCUCGCUCAGCACUCAUCCGCGCUAGAGGCGUUGCUUGCCUCGUACGCUCCGCAGCUCAUCGACAUUGCCCAUGUCCUGCCCAACGACGUCGAGCGGCUCUGCAAGGAGCGCGCUCACAAGCUCAAUCUGCAAGCUGUCGCCUCGGAGCAUGCGCUGCUCGCAUUCGAGGCCCGGUUCGAGGCUUCCGAGCUGGCUGCCGCCCGCGAGCGCGACGCUCUUCUGCGCAAGCUCUUUGACGAGCUCAUUGUCGAUCAGGGCGAGUCGUAUCGCGCUCUUGUCGAGGUCAUCCACCGCAUUAUCAGCUUCCAGCCCCCCGCUCUGACCACCGCCGAUGCUGACGCCUUUGCCCGUGACCUUGGCCGCGCGCUGGCCGCGUUGGCUGCCACCCACGCCACCCGCCUCGGCCAGGUCCUUGCCCUCGAUGCCGCCAUCCAGGCCGACGCCGACACCGCCGCCGCUCAGCUCGGUGACGAGCUGGCUAUUGUUGCCGGUAGCUACUCGCCCGAGGUCGAUGCCCAGGUUCGUGCAGUCGCCGAGCCGCGGCUUGCCCAGCGUGCUGGCCAGCGUGCCGGCCUUCUCGCCCUCCUUCAUGCCGUCCUCCACGACGCCAUGGCCGACCUUGCGCUCUCGGCCCACGGCCUGUUUCAGUACGUGGGCGCGGCCGUCGCGCUCUGGGACGGGCACGCUGCCGCCGUAGCUGCCGCCAAGGCUGCUGUCGAGCGGGACAUUGACAGCUUGCACGACGCGCACGUCGCCAAGGUUGAUGCCCUCGAAACCGCCCUCACAGACGUCAUCGACCAGCUCCGCAAGCUGACGCUUGCACUGCAGGCACUCAACUCUCUCGAGACCCAGCACCGCGAGCUCACUGAUGCUGUCGCCAAACGACUCGACGCCCACGCCUCGACCAUCACUUUGGCAUUGGAGACGUACAGCACUGGAGUGCGCGCCAUGUUCUGCCUCGUCCCGCGUCGCGAGUACGAGGUCUGGCUCGCAGCUCGCGGCCUUGUUGCCUUUCCACAUGCCCCCAAGGCGCUUUCGCGCACCCCAAGCACCCCGGCCACCAACAAGCGGGCGAGCGGGAGCAACAGCAGUGGCUCUGGGUCGGCGGCUGACAAGUCACUCGCAUCGCUGCCCUCUGCCUUUUGCACUGUUGCGCCUGAACCAGCCGAGGCAGCCGAAGCGGAACAAUUGACUGCUCUCCAACUGGCUCUCGUCGUCUCUGCGCCGCAAUCGUCGCCGCUUCGGCCAAUGCGCGACGCCCUUGUCAAGGCCCUGGCGUUGCCGGCGGAGCCAUCUCCUGCGCCGCAGCCGUCCCCGUCACCAGCCCGCUCGAAGCGCCCAGACCGCAGCGAACGUGCUUCGUCGGGCUCUCACUCAACUGCUGCAGCGGCUGCCGCGAGCGUCAGGGCCUUGUUUGGCGACCUCCUCCAGCCGACCGAGCAGCCACUGGAUUCGAUGCUUGAAAAGCGCGGCGUGGCAGAGGAUGUCCACGUCGUCACCACCAAGGCCGGUGACCAGUUUGUUGUCCUCCCGCCGAGGCACUUUGAAGUGUACACCACCGCGCUUCUCGUCGAGAGUGAGUCGAUUGAGGCAAGCCCGGCGCGGACGAACCGGACACCUGUACGGGGCCGCCGCAGUGGGCCAGGCACACCGACAAGUGCGGGAAACAAGACCCGUGAGACAAGCGAUGCCCGUGAGGGCUCCAAGUCGCGCGCGCGCAAGGGCAAGGCCACGCCAUCGCGCGAGUCGGGCGCGUCGCCAAGCAGGACGUCCAAGGCCACGCCGUCGCGGUCUCGCCCGCGAUCAGUGGCGUCGACCGCCGGUGAUGACGACGCCAAGGCUGCUGCUGCUGCAGGCGAGGCUGAGGCCUCGCAGCGGAAAGCGGCCUGGGAGUGGCUCACAGCCUUUCUCGACCCACAGCUCUCGGCCCACAUCGAUUCAGAGAUCUCAGCGCGGCUGGCGUCUGCCCCCGAGUGGAUGGCGCAUGCUCUUGAGACAGGUGCCGUUCCUCUCUCUGUCCUCAUGCCUGUCGCGGCAUCUAGCCCGCGUUCUGCGUCGGGCGCUCGCUCGGGGCGAGAAAGCGUCGCGUCGGACACGAGUGCAUCCAACGGCGCCGAGGCCAAAGUCAACGAGAGAGCGCUAGUGGUGCGGCGCGGCCGGAUGUUGGUUGACGCCGACGGCAAGCCUGUUGUUCAUGAGCUCAAGUCGCCAACGCCAGUGGUGCGGUUCCUGCAAGAGCAGCUCCGGCGGGCGUUCAUGACUCAUCUCGGCGAGUGGCAGGCGGCCGAGUCCGCGGCAGUGGCCGAGUAUGUAGAGAAGCGUGCGGCGAGGCAUGCCGCGCAGCUUGACGAAUUUCUCCGUUUCCACCGCCCGCGCAAGGAUCGCAUCGAGCUGGACGUUGCCCACGUCCGCGCUGUCGAGCUGCAGGCCAAUAACGUGCGGCUCGAGCGGCAUGUGGAGGGCAUCCAGAAGCGUGCACUCGGUGACGAUAGCCACAUGUCGGAUGCCGUUUCCGCCAUGAAGGCCACCGCCGACGGCUUUGCAGCCUAUGUCUCGGAGAAGCAGGAGGUGCUUGGCUCGGCAUCGAGCACGGCUUCGCUCGAGUACUACCAGCGCGAGGUCCGCGGUCGCGCGGCGGCAGCGGUGGCUGCGCUCGAGACUACCGUCGCGCAGGCUGUGACCGGUUUGGCCAAGUCGCACGAGGCGGCUCUGAUGGCCAACGUUCGUUUCAGCGACGCUGUCGGCUCGCUGGCUGGCGGCGGGGCAUCAGCGGUCGGGCCAUCGCUGGCGCUCGUGGCCUCGGCGUCGUCAGACGCUCUCGGGCGCAACAAGGCCAGCUACCACGCCGACGAGAUCCGAGGCGUCCAGGCUAAGCUGGGCAAGCUCGAGGCGUGGCUCAAGACUCGCCACGCAGCCCAGGUUGAGGCACUUCACAAGGCGCGGACCGAGCAAGAGAGUCGCCUGACCGCAAGUGUUGCUAGCUUUGAUGAGGCGCUCAAGGACCAUGUCCGCGACACCACAUUCCUCGCGCAGCUCUCGCUCAUGCUCGGCUCGGUCAACAUGGCCAUCCGUGCAGAACAGGCCGGCUCGGACAAGGCGGACGAGGACAUCCGGGUGGCCCUCGGUAAGCUGCAUGCAAUCAUCAAGGUCGAUGCCUCGACCGAUGCGGCCAAGUCGUUCAAGGCCGGCACGCCACCACUGGCCACCCGCCUCUUGCUUCAGCUCCACAAGGUGCUCUCUCUGCUUCAUGCGCGCGGCAAGUACCUCGAUGCUCUUGUCACCGACGUGCUCCUUCCGCCAGGCCUUACCACCGACGCCGUCCGGGCGGCGCUCGGCGCAAAGUCGAUGGUGGCUGUCAUGCAGGAGCCGUCGCCUGACGCUGAGGACCACAUCCUCGCCAUCCCACCGUGGCUGCAACCAGAGCCGUCGGCUUCCGACGAGGUUGAUGGCACACCCCCGGCGUCCCUGCCCGAGCCGAUGUCGUCGGCGCGGUCUUCAGUCAGCGGUGCCUCCCCGCGAGUCCGCAGGCCGGCUCGCGAGGCGACUGGGAGCAACACAAGCGGAACGGCACGGGCACGGCAAGGUCGGCGCGGUGCUCGCAUCGGAAGUGCUCGCUCGGGCGCGGGUCGACGCGGCACGGGGCAAGCCGGCGAGCCAGCUGACGAGCGCAGCAGUGCCGGUGGAAGCGGAAACGGAGCAACCGGGAACGCUGGAAGUGGUGACGAGACCGGGGACGAGAAAAAGAAGCCGUUGCGGCCGGGCGACAUGAGCUUUGACAUGGCUGGGCUCGACAACAAGUUCCGGGACCGCAUCGAUGCGUACAUUGCGCAAGGGCGCGAGCGGUUAUUUGCUCUUGUAGCCGACUACUACGCCACGCUCGACGCAACGACGCUGACGCGCGAAGCGUCGAUUGCAGCUACCGAGGAGGAGGCGCAGCAAGAGGUCAAUGCCGAGCUGGGCAAGCUGGUGGCGAGCUCCGAAACGUUCCGGCAAGCAUCACUCGACGGCUUCCGCACGGUGGCGUCGUCGGUACAGACCCUGUUCUCGGCCAUUCCGCCGAUGGUCUAUGCGGACAUUCGGGCGCACAUGCUGCUCUCGGCCGAGGCUGCCAAAGAGGGCACCGCCGCCGGGCUCGCUGUCGAGCUGCGCGAAUCGGAGGAGGCGCAGCGCGAGCAUGCCAACGCUCUGCGCCCGGUCCUCGCGCAUCCCAACCGGCGUAGUGAGCUUGCUGCGCUUCACGCCGCCGAGCACAAGCGAUGUAAGGAGCUGAUGGCAGCCAUUGCUGCCGCCGGCAUCGAGGCGCAGCGAAGAGAGGUCAAGAUCGGCCUGCGGUUUGUCGGGGAGAGCAAUAACGCGACGCUCAUUUUGCUCGCGCUCGCCGACGCCCUCAUUACCGACGAGGACUGCGUCCGCGCACCUGUGCUGGCGCAGAUGCGGACAAACCACCGCUCGCUCCGCGAGCUGAUGGUGGCGCGGCAGAAGCGCGAACGGCGCAAGCUGACACGGCGGCCGUCGCGCCGCAAGUCGCACGCUGAAGCGGAGACUAGUGGCGCAUCGGCUGGUAGUGGGCGGGCUGGCGGGAUCUCGAGUGGGAGCUCGCGGCGCUCGCGGAGGAGUGGAGGUCAUCCAAGCUCGAACGUGACUGCGACCGAGGCUGAACGAUCGACUACAUCAGGCCCGGACAGUCUGCGGAUGCGAUCGACGACUGAAGUCCCUCUGCUCAGCACUAGUGUCCUUGACUUUGACGGCCUUGUGGCGAGCGGCAUCGUCCGUGGCGAAAAACCUGCCACUCAGGCUGCAUCCGAUGUCCUUUCUACAUCGCAGCCUGGAAGCAGGAGUCCAGGAGGACAGCUGGCAGGUGAGCGGCACUUCUCGCUCUCACUCGGAACCGUCGAGUCGCGAUCCAGCGCGCUCAGAGUCUCGCCGCGGGCGGCAGCGCUGCGGUCGGGCUCGCGGUCGAGCUCGCGCGCCGGCUCGCGUGCCGGCUCGCGGCUAGAGGGCCGGCGGUCGAGCUCGCGGAUGGCGUCGCGACAGGGUAAGCGCUCCGGGCGGCGCGGGCUCGGUACACCAGGCGGGGCGUCGCCGGGUGGCGGGCUGCCAGGCGGCGGCGACGAAGCAGUUGGUGGAGCAGGCGAGGCCGAACCCGUGCGAACGGCAGAAGAGGCUGUGGCGCGUGCGCUGUCGACGGCGGACGACCCGUUUGACAUCGCAAUGGUGGAGAAGAUGUACGCGCGAGCGGUUGAGUCGGAGUUUGUGUCUGCGGUGGUAGGCGAGCGCAACUCUGUGACACGUCCACGAGUCGAACGAUGA
Molecule: messenger RNA, 5874 nt
Organism: Thecamonas trahens ATCC 50062
Lineage: Eukaryota; Apusomonadida; Apusomonadidae
Exons: 5
Coding region: 1-5874 (1957 amino acids)
Source: RefSeq, a predicted model, not a curated record